Messenger RNA from Panicum virgatum (switchgrass), 785 nucleotides. Its product is annotated as photosystem I reaction center subunit VI, chloroplastic. Gene Ontology annotation, cellular component: photosystem I; photosystem I reaction center; chloroplast thylakoid membrane. Lineage: Eukaryota; Viridiplantae; Streptophyta; Magnoliopsida; Poales; Poaceae. The transcript has 2 exons. The record is from RefSeq and is a predicted model, not a curated record. The coding region runs from base 142 to 582 and encodes 146 amino acids. Gene Ontology annotation, biological process: photosynthesis.
CGGCCACCCCCGAGCCACGCGAGGCUGCCUCCCUCCCACACACGCCUCGGAUCCUUAGCACGAUCCGCCGGAUUAAGUUUGUGCACGUACGUUCUCCCCGGAACACUAGCUAGCACCGGUCACAGCACCAACCGUACCGCCAUGGCCUCCCUCACCGCCGUCUCCGUGCAGCCGGUCGCCGUAAAGGGCCUCGCCGGCAGCUCCAUCUCCGGCAGGAGGCUCGCCGCCGCUAGGCCGUCGCGCGCCGGCGCCUGCCGCUCCGCCCGCAGGCCCCGCGGCGCCGCCGUGGUGGCCAAGUACGGCGACAAGAGCGUCUACUUCGACCUCGACGACAUCGGCAACACCACCGGGCAGUGGGACCUCUACGGCUCCGACGCGCCCUCGCCCUACAACCCGCUCCAGAGCAAGUUCUUCGAGACGUUCGCGGGGCCGUUCACCAAGAGGGGCCUGCUGCUCAAGUUCCUGCUGCUGGGCGGCGGGUCGCUGCUGGCCUACGUCAGCGCGUCGGCGUCGCCGGACCUGCUGCCGAUCAAGAUGGGGCCGCAGCAGCCGCCGCAGCCGGGGCCGCGUGGCAAGAUCUAAGCUCAGUUGUUCCUUCUCCUCCAUCUGUCUCUACUAGCUGCUUGCUUGUACCACCACUGGCUCCGGACGCCAUGGAUCGUCGUCCCUGCUGCCUGUUGUGCUGCUGAUAUUUGAUCGCGCUGCCUGUUUAUCGAUGUUGAUACUGUUGUAUUUAUACUCUGGCAUACGAUUACAAAUUUACAAUGGUGUUGCGUACGUGCUUA